Messenger RNA from Nerophis lumbriciformis (worm pipefish), 2251 nucleotides. The record is from RefSeq and is a predicted model, not a curated record. Lineage: Eukaryota; Metazoa; Chordata; Actinopteri; Syngnathiformes; Syngnathidae.
UCAGCUUUCAUUUGCUCUUCAGGACAUUACAGCAGCUUUGAUGCAGGCUAUCUUAUUUAACUCUCCUUUCUUUAUGAAAAAUAUUCAUUGUAAUGCAAGCCAAGUGGGCUCGUUGUGCACUUUGAAUGCACCACAGAUGACAUUUUUUCCACAAAAUCCAAGUUAAACUGAUUUAGCCUGUAUUUAAAAAUCUGUAUUUCCAAUAAUAAUACAUCUAGAACUAGAUGUAUCGGAUGAGCAUACCUUAACUGACAGCAGAGGCAAAGCUACUCCAGAAAGAAGGCCAGGUGAAAAGCAUUGCCUCCAAUCAGACUCCUGAGCAGCACCACAGCAGCGACACUCCUUGUUUGCUUGACAGGUAAAAUAACUGCAGCAGAAACCACAGAGGAAGUUGCUCAUCAUGCUACAUGCCACCAGACUGCUGUUUGUCGUUGUGCUGGUCUGUGCAGCUGUCAUGUCAUUGAUCAUGUGUUCUCCUCCUGCAAGAGCCAGUCCUGCAGUGAGAGUCCGAGGAGUGAAGAGGUCAUUGAAUUCUGCGUAUCUGUCGCCCUCUUCUGGACGUCAAUCAAGCCAGGGAGCUUUGAGUGCAGAUUCCAAAGCAGACAUGUUAGGAUCCUCAAACCACCUUCUGCCCAGUCGCCCUCAGCACAGAGGACAAAGCAAAAGUAUGUACCCAGCCUUCAUCAGGAGACCAGCUCCUUUCAUAGCUGGGCAUUUGUCACAUCAGAGCUCCGGGAACCCGACAGAAGAUGCAUUUGAAGAUGCUUCCAGAGUGGACACGAGCAGAGGAGGUAGAACCACAUGGAAAACAUCAUCUGGACGCUAUAUGAGUGCUUUGCUGUCAACUCCGGCAGGGCGUCACGGAGGUCAUAAGGACACCGAGGAGCUCUCACCCAGUGAGAGAGAUGCCAUUUGGAGACCAAAGAAGUUCCAGUCGUUUCUCUUCAAAGACUCACAGCCACCUUUAGUUGCAAUUAGUGCACAAGAAGAUCCAGCAUAUAGACAGCAAGAUGAAGAAGUUAAAGAGUACAGUCCUUAUUUAGUGCAAUCAGACAGUGAACAAGAACGUUUGCCAGUUUUAGCUGCCAUCUCUGGAGGUGUCACAGGUGCAUCGUUAGGAAGCUUACUGCCCCCUGUUGCACAUUUUCACUCAAGCAGCAAAAAAUCAUUCAGGUCAGAUGCUAUGACCACCAGAAAGCCUGUAUCUGCAGAAAAUAAAUUGGUUUUUAAACAUGCUAACUGGGCAUCCUCUAUGGCUUUUCCUGGCUUCUCUCCAGCAAACAAAGGCCAUACAUUCAAAAUAACCAACAUUUAUCCCUCGUUGUCAUCAAAAUACAGUUUCAGCCAAAGAAGAGCCUUUCAGUCCAGCCGGCAGAACAUCUCAACUGUGUCCCAGCAAGCCAGAAUCCUGGAUCUCAGUCUGCUCAGGGGCUACAAAGAGAAUCAAACCUUGGGCUUUUCACCCUUUAGCACUUUAAAACCAGCAGAGGUCACCAAAUUGUCAUCGAACAAGUCUGUCGUCCAACAGAUUUUUGAAGGUUUGGAACCCUCUCAACUGAGACAUCUUAGUGCGAGCACAAUUCCAAACCAGGCGCAAAAUGAGUCCAACAGCAAAGAAAUGCAAAAUGAAAAGCAAAGAGCAGCGUUUUCACCCCCAUCACUCGGCUUUGUGGUCUCAUCAGCUUCUCUUAGGCCAGUGGGCGGCGGCAAAAUCACUGAAAAGGGAGCAGGAUUGAGGCCUAAUGGCACAUCAAGGAAGCUUGCUGAGAGGAGAGCCAGGCUCCUCAGCACUUUCACCAGCAGUACAGUGAGAGGCGUUCGCGGCCAUGCAAACGACACCAAAUUCAAACAUUUCAAAAUGCCUGCUUUUGAGAACUGGCCCAUAGUCAGGCGGCCCAAGAAACCAGCAAGUAGGAAUGUCACAUUGGAAAGCUUCACAUCAACAACACAGACGCCUGGCACGGCAUCUUUUCCAAACAGCUUGGAGGAGUUGAUGCAGGGCAGAGACAACACAAGCUGGGACGCACGUGGUCCAACCAUGCAGAGUGAGAGCAACACUACAACAUGGCAGAUGUUUAAUGACACUGAGCCGUUGGACAUGGCUGAUAGUUUGGAGACUGGGAGUGAGGCUCUGGAGGAAGAUUUAUUGGAACUACAUUACCUCCAAAUUUCAACAAUUAACACGUCCUUCAAGUCAAUUAAUAACCUGGAUGCACAGCAGGAAGAAUGAACCAAUAAAAGAUGGAGAACA